Messenger RNA from Chelonoidis abingdonii (Abingdon island giant tortoise), 5503 nucleotides. Its product is annotated as merlin-like. Gene Ontology annotation, molecular function: actin binding. The record is from RefSeq and is a predicted model, not a curated record. Gene Ontology annotation, cellular component: cytoskeleton. Lineage: Eukaryota; Metazoa; Chordata; Testudines; Testudinidae.
GCAUUCUGGGCAGUGUGCUUUUGGCAGCUUGUUAGUACUGUUACCCCCAUCCCAUUUCUUUGGCUUUUCCUCCGAUUUGGGGCUAGCUGAACUGCAUUCAGUUUUGUUUCUGAGUAACUUUGGGUCUGUGAAUAUAUUGGCCAUUGCCCAUUUACAGCCCUACUCUCUUUAGAUUUUAUCAUCUCAUCACAUGUCACCACAGCAGGAAGUAGCAAGAGGCAGGGUGGUGUUUACCUAUGAAGAGUACCCAGCACAGUUUCCAUUUUUUAAGGUGGUUGGCUGUUUUGAGGUGAAGCUAUUCGUUGUGAUUGGGGAUCCUGUCAAAAUAAUACGAUGAAAUAUCUUUAAAAGAGUUGUGACACUCUGCCACAGUCUCUGAUCAGUUUUUACAUAUGUGUGUAUCAGGAUUUACAGUCUCCUCCCUGAAGCACUCAUCUUUUAAGGUCUUGCUGCUUAAACUGCAGUGAACGGAAAAUCGGGGAGGAGUCUAGCCAGCACAGUCAGGAAAUGGUUAACAGCCAUUCAUAUCACCUGGAAAAGCAAUUCUUUGAUUUGUCAGAGGGGGCUAACAUGCUGCAACUCAUAGGAAACAAAGGAAAGGGAAGCAAUAUUAAACGUGAGCCUAGAUCUUCAUUUCAGUGACAGAACUGAGGAGUGAGGCUGGACUUUGAUGUGUGCUGCAAAAUGUGGAAUUUGGGAUUGAAAGUAAUUUUUUUGUCCUAUCUCGGUUCAGAGAGGAAACAGGGAAAUAAAUCUGGUUCCAACUGGAGAACUUAGACUCACGAGAAGUUAUCUGAGAGGCUGUAGCAGGUAGGAAGAGGACUGUAGUCCAGUGAGGAGUGGUUGCUUGGGUCAGUUCUGGAAGUUCAGAGUGCUUAGCAAACCACUUUCCUCAGUGAACUUGGUGAAAGGACUAGGGGUAGAAGGUUUCAUUCCCCUGUUUCACUUUAGUUCCACUGGCAUCCAACAGUCAUCUCCUGUACCAGUGCUAACUGCAGUUGUCCUGAUAAAAUGUCCAUCAGGGGACUGAAGAAGAAGCAACCUAAGACUUUUAAAGUGAAAGUUAUAACAAUGGAUGCUGAAAUGGAGUUCAGCUGUGAGAUGAAGUGGAAGGGAAAGGACUUGUUCGACUUGGUGUGCCGAGCAUUAGGACUAAGGGAAACUUGGUUCUUUGGCUUGCAAUACACAAUAAAAGGAAUGUACACCUGGUUAAAGAUGGAUAAAAAGGUUUUGGAUCAAGAAAUCCCCAAAGAAGACCCUGUUAGCUUUCGUUUUUUGGCUAAAUUUUAUCCAGAGAAAGUGGAAGAGGAGCUAUUACAGGAAAUUACCCAGCACCUAUUCUUCUUGCAGGUUAAGAAACAGAUAUUGGAUGAAGAAAUCUAUUGCUCUCCAGAGGCUACAGUUUUAUUGGCUUCUUAUGCUGUGCAGGCUAAGUAUGGUGACUAUGACCCGAAUUUUCAUGAGCCAGGCUUUCUUGCCCAAGAAGAGCUGUUACCCAAAAGAGUCCUCAGGCAGUAUCAGAUGACAGCAGACAUGUGGGAAGAAAAGAUAUCGGCUUGGUAUGCAGAGCACAGGGGUAUUGCCAGGGAUGAAGCAAAGAUGAACUAUUUGAAAAUUGCUCAGGACUUGGAGAUGUAUGGUGUCAAUUACUUUCCUAUUGCUCAAAAUAAGAGCGACACAGAUCUCCUACUUGGAGUUGAUGCUAAAGGUAUUCACGUCUACAGCAUAAAUAACAGGUUUUCUCCAAAUAAGUCUUUUGAAUGGAGUGGUAUCAGAAACAUUUCCUAUAGUGAGAAAGAGCUCACUAUUAAACCUCUUGAUAAAAAAGCAGAAGUUUUCAAAUUCUUUUCCUCGCAGCUCAAAGUGAACAAACUGAUUUUACAGUUGUGCAUUGGAAACCAUGACUUGUUCAUGAGAAGGAGAAAAGUGGACUCCAUUGAGAUCCAGCAAAUGAAAGCUCAGGCCAGGGAGGAAAAGGCUAGAAAAAAAAUGGAGACUCAAAGGCUGGCCAGGGAGAAGCAGCUCAGAGAAGAAGCAGAGCAUGCCAAAGAAGAGCUGGAAAGGCGUCUCUUCCAGAUGGAAGAUGAAGCCAGGCAAGCCAACGAGGCACUGCUGCGGUCCCAGGAAACAGCAGAGCUGCUGGCGGAGAAAGCUCAGAUUGCAGAAGAAGAGGCCAAACUGCUGGCCCAGAAUGCUGCAGAAGCUGAGCAAGAACGGCAGAGGUUGGAGAUCACAGCACUGAAAACCAAGGAGGAGAAGCGUCUGAUGGAGCAGAAGAUGCGGGAGACAGAGCUGAUUGCAGUAAAACUAGUGAAAGAGUCAGAUCGAAGAGCCAAAGAAGCUGAACAUCUAAAACAGGAUCUGCAUGAAGCCAGGGAAGCUGAACGAAAAGCAAAGCAGAAACUUCUGGAUGUAACUAAGCUUAAUUUUCUUCAUGUGGCCCGAUAUCCUCAUCAUUCACCUGCUGACACCAGAGAUGUCAUCUGUGACAAAGGAUCUGUAAAGAUGGAUUUAAAAGAUGUAGAUCUGAAGAGACUGUCCUUUGAGAUAGAAAGAGAGAGGUUAGAUUACUUGGAAAAGAGCAAAAAAUUUGAAGAUCGAUUGAAAGAGCUGAAGUCAGAAAUCCAUGCGUUAAAACUAGGGGAAAAACAAACUGGGCUCUACUCUCACUGGAAUGAAGUUCUUGGAUCCUUGGAUUGUUCAACAGGAAAUGUUCCGUCAUGGAUGAAAACCUUUGGAGCUGGAGACUUGUUUGAUACAAAUCUUCGAAAGCCCUUCCCAGCUUAUCCAUUAAAUGCCACAAGCAGCUGGCCAUGUACUAACAAGAGUCAACAUACAGUGCCUGUGGAAAAGUCAACUUUUCAAACAAAUACCUUGGUUGCCAGCAAUGUGGGGACAGGAACUAGAAAACAGAUUAUAAAGGUUCAGCAGCAUGACUCGGACGUGAUCUACAUUUGAAGCAUCUCAGCGAUUCACUAAUGCUUUCAUCAAGAAGUGAAUAGGCAGAACUUGAAAGUAAUCUAUUUGGCUGCCACAAGUUACUUACACAAAACCACUGUAUACCUUUUAGCUACUCGAUGUCAGCAUCAAAACGUGUCCGGUAAUGAGAGUGUGGUGCUGCUCAGUGUCCAGAGAGGCAACAUAUGCCUGUAGCACUGAAAAUGACAAGCAUCUUUCGUGGUGGCAAACAUGAUGUAACUUGGCUCCUAUAUUAUUUCAUCUGUGCUUUGUGAGAAAACAGUGUAGGAUAACAGGCAUUUUAAAUGUAAAGUGCUUUUUAAACUACGGAGCACUACUGAAAUGCAGGACCCUUUAAAGCGAAGAGUAGUGUCAGUGGAACACAUUGUGAGAGGAGGAGAUAUUUGGGAAAACUGUUUUUAUAAGAAAAUGUACAGAACACACAUGACUAAGUCUUAGCAGCUGGUGUGACACUUCUAAAGCCUGUUUCAGCAUAGGUGUUAGUCCACAGAACAUUUUUCACUUCUUAUCCCUAAACAUAACAGACUGUCCCCAUACUGGACUUGUAUUUCUAUUAGAGAAAGUUUAGCUCUUAAUUCUAAAUUUAGGAUUGGACAGGCUUUUUUGUAGGUCUUAAUACAUCUAUUACUUUGAUGUCUCAUGGAGAUGCGAAUGUAUCGUAGUGGGGAAGUGCAAGACUUUUGUUUCUAUAUAGUUUUUGUGAUCAUGUGGAAUAACUUUGUUGCUGCAACCUGUAGAAGACUGCAUAACUUACUGUCUCAGAGAAAUCUAAGUACUAGAGACAAAGGACACCUAACCCGGUAUCUGCUAAAGAGGGACUCGUCUCUCAUGAAGACUAACCCUGGUAUCCACCACCCAGCAUCUACUUUAUCAGUAGGACCAAUUUGUGCUUGAAGAUGUUGUGCAUUAAAUGUAUAUUUAACUGAGAUCUUCAUAUAGAUUUCUGUGGAAGUAAACAAUACAAAAUUGUAGCUAAAAUAGAUUGAACAUGCAGGACUCAGUAAAAAUGGAUGUUAAUAUUCAUAAACAUCUAGUCCUAAGUUAAAAAUCUAAAGUAUAUUGAAUAAAGCCUCAAUCCCUUCUGUCAGCUUUAAGUGUGUGUAUAUAUUGCUUGGAUUUAGCUUUAAAGGUAGAGCAUAAAAUACUGAAAGUUUUUCAGCUCUGAGCACUGACAAUGUAAGUGUAGUACAUAUGCUCCUUUAAAAGUCUUCAUCUCUACUUCUUCACUUAACUUGCUUAUCCUCUAACAGUAAAAUAAUUAUAAACUUCUACAUGUAUCUUCUUGAAAUGUGAAUUGUAUCCAUAUACAGGAAAACAAUGUGCAAGGAAGUACAGGUGUUAGUUAAAGCAGAGCUGAAAAUCAGCACAUGGGCGAGUCAGCAACUUCAAUAAGGUUUAUUUUGAUACUUGUCAACCAUUCCUCCUGACCCAUAAAUACUAAACAAACCAACUGUACAUAAAUUACAAAAAAAUCGAAAACGAACUCCCUCUACUCAGGAAAAACCUGAAAAAUUCACCCAAAUCCUAGAGAAGGCUUUACAGGGAGAUAAACUCCCCACCCCCAGGAAGUUUGUGAACUGGAUUCUGCUAAAUUAUUGCAACUCAUCUUUCUCCUGUUAGUUUCUGAAGAGCAAACUUGGGAGCUAAGUUUUAUCGCUAAAGAAAAACCGCUCUAAUCAUUAUGGAUGUAGUGAUAGCUGAAGCUACAGGCAACCGAAAACACUAGGUGAGACGAAUGAAUUGCUCAGUUAAUCUCAAUGGGAUAUUAAUACUGAUAAGUAUCUUUGGUGCUCAACCAUCUCAAAGAUGAGCAUAAUCAAUGGCUUAUCAACAGGGGAAAUUUGCCAGCUUAACUGUACCAGUAUAGUUUGUGUAUAGCCACUAAGUCUAGUGUAUGUCCACAUACGACAACAUGGUAGCAAAAAAUCACACAGGUAAUUUCAAUUUUCAAAAUGCUUAAUGACUAAGGAACCCAUAUCCUAUUGACUAGUAAUGAGACUUAAACUCCAGUGUAACUUAAGUACUUCUAAAUUUCUUAUUGGUCUCCCCUGCAAUCUGACCUAUGAACAAGCUCAGGCUGUCAGACUAAAGGGGAGGUAAAUUCCUGAGAGGGGGACAGAGGGGCUUUGCUAGGUACUUGUGUUAGCAAUAUGUUUGUUGUAGUUAUAAAUUAAGACCAUCUUCACAGAAACUGUAUGCAUCAAAUCAGAGGACAGCUGACAACUUUGUCACAAAAUACAUAUGCCACUUCCCUCUAAGAGUCAGCAAGUGGCCACUGUACUUGCUCAUCCCCUAAAACUAAGAAACAGAAAUGGGACCAAACAACUAAUGCAUGUUUUGCUGCAUCAUACUACUGUCACAGUUGUUUAAUGCCAGGGGCUCCAUUUAAACUCCAUGUUUAUCCUUGAACUAUCCAUGGUUGGGUAGGUCCAGUUAGUAUCAUUUACUCUUUCCCCUCUAUUUUGUAUUUUCUCUCAGGAAGUAAGAAUACAUCUCUUGGAGUUGCUUAGCUGUAUUAUUCAUA